Messenger RNA from Rhea pennata, 1753 nucleotides. RefSeq names its product acid-sensing ion channel 2-like. Gene Ontology annotation, cellular component: plasma membrane. The transcript is spliced from 10 exons. NCBI's taxonomy places the organism in Eukaryota, Metazoa, Chordata, Aves, Rheiformes, Rheidae. Gene Ontology annotation, molecular function: ligand-gated sodium channel activity. Gene Ontology annotation, biological process: sodium ion transmembrane transport. The record is from RefSeq and is a predicted model, not a curated record. The annotation marks the transcript as partial.
GGGCGCCGGGCGCCGCCGCUGCGCACGCGGCUGCACGGGCUGCGGCCCAUGUGCUCGCGGCGGGCGGCGCUGCCGCGGCGGGCGCUCUGGGUGCUCGCCUUCUGCACGGCGCUCGGCUUGCUGCUCUCCUGGUCCUCCAACCGCCUGCUCCACUGGCUCGCCUUCCCCUCGCACACGCAGGUGCGCACCGAGUGGAGCCGGCAGCUGCCCUUCCCCGCCGUCACCCUCUGCAACAACAACCCGCUGCGCUUCCCCCGCCUCUCCAAGGGGGAUCUCUACUACGCGGGCCACUGGCUGGGGCUGCUGCUGCCCAACCGCACGGCGCGCCCGCUGCUCACCGAGCUGCUGCGCGGCGACGAGGCGCGGCUGCGCUGGUUCGCCAAGCUCGCCGACUUCCGCCUCUUCCUGCCGCCCCGCCACUACGAGGGCAUCAGCGCCGGCUUCAUGGACCGCCUGGGCCACCAGCUGGAGGACAUGCUGCUCUCCUGCAAGUACCGCGGCGAGCUCUGCGGGCCCCACAACUUCUCCGCGGUGUUUACAAAAUAUGGGAAAUGCUACAUGUUUAACUCAGGAGAAGAAGGACGGCCUCUUCUUACCACAGUUAAGGGUGGGACAGGCAAUGGACUGGAAAUUAUGCUAGACAUACAGCAAGAUGAAUAUUUACCAAUAUGGGGAGAAACAGAGGAGACGACAUUCGAGGCUGGAGUCAAAGUUCAGAUCCACAGCCAGUCUGAGCCACCGUUCGUCCAAGAGCUUGGCUUCGGAGUGGCCCCUGGUUUCCAGACCUUUGUCGCCACCCAAGAGCAAAGACUGACCUACCUGCCUCCGCCGUGGGGUGAAUGUCGCUCAUCGGAUAUGGGCUUAGACUUCUUUCCCGUUUACAGUAUCACGGCUUGCAGGAUCGACUGCGAGACCCGAUAUAUCGUGGAGAACUGCAACUGCAAAAUGGUUCACAUGCCAGGGGAUGCUCCUUUCUGUACUCCGGAGCAGUACAAGGAGUGUGCAGAGCCUGCGCUCGGUUUGCUUGCUGAAAAGGACAGCAAUUACUGUAUCUGCAGGACACCCUGUAACCUAACCAGGUACAACAAAGAGCUCUCCAUGGUCAAGAUCCCUAGCAAGACUUCAGCCAAGUACCUGGAGAAGAAGUUCAAUAAAUCAGAAAAAUAUAUCUCAGAGAAUAUUCUUGUGCUGGACAUAUUUUUUGAAGCACUCAACUAUGAGACGAUUGAGCAGAAGAAAGCCUAUGAAGUGGCAGCCUUACUUGGUGACAUCGGAGGCCAGAUGGGACUAUUUAUCGGUGCUAGUAUCCUCACUAUACUAGAGCUCUUCGAUUAUUUAUACGAGUUGAUCAAGGAGAAAUUGUUAGACCUACUAGGCAAAGAGGAAGAGGAGGGGAGCCAUGACGAGAACGUGAGCACGUGCGACCCCAUGCCAAAUCAUUCGGAAACCAUCAGCCACACUGUGAACGUGCCCCUGCAGGCCACCCUGGGAACGCUGGAGGAGAUCGCCUGCUGACACCGGCCACCAGCUCCACAGUGCCAACACCUAAGGAAGGGAAACUGCACAGGAAAGCAGGGACCGAGCUCAGGUUUGCAACAGGGGGAAAAUAAAUAAAUAACUAAAACACAAAAAAAGAAAAGAAGAAAACCGCUAUGCAUUUAAAAAUAAAUAUAUAUAUAUUUAUGUAUAUAGAUAUAUACAUAUUAUAUAUACUCUGCCAAAACCAGAGAGGCACCUUGGACUUGACUUGCGU